Molecule: messenger RNA, 1178 nt
Organism: Serendipita indica DSM 11827
Lineage: Eukaryota; Fungi; Basidiomycota; Agaricomycetes; Sebacinales; Serendipitaceae
Source: the annotation of a GenBank genome assembly
AAGAAGAGGCAGAACGUCACGUAUUUCAUCUGUUAUGGCGCACCCUCAUUUUCAAAGUCGUCCACUACGUCAACCAAGGACAUCGGUACGACUUAUAUGAAGAUUUGGGCCCACACCAAACCAAUUAUAAUACACCUGUCGCACUGGCCACAUACUUUGUGUUUGAUCAAAUCCAUCGAAAAGAGUUCAACGCGGUCAUUUCCAGCAGCGUCAAGAUCAACAGGAGCCGCUAUUUUCAACUGCUCUCCCUGGCUGCCGUAACUGUUAGCAUCCAUCUUCCCUUUACGCUAUGGAUGGGAGAAGGUAGCUCUUCCAUCAGCUACUGGACGCUACCACUGUGUGGCAUUCUCUACUUUCUCCUCUUUGGCUUUGGCGAAGAAGCGAUGAUGCAGUACAAUGCCGUCUUCGAUGCCAUUCGUAGACCAUUUGGCGCUCUAUUCCGAAAGGUUCAUCUUCAGCACGUCAAUCUUCGUCGAACCUGGCUAGACGUGCUCCUCAGCCGCCCAGGCACAUCAAUCGACCCAACUGCGGUCCCCAUGACAAAGGUGAACAUUGUCUCAGAUCCAACUCAGCCGCGACUCCUUACCGGAGAAAAGGAAACCUCAAACGGCACUGCGACGUCGUCACGCCCAAAUCACAAGCAGAGGUAUCGCCAACAUGCCACCCAAACCUAUGGCGGGAGCGCCUCUGAUAUCAUAAACGACACCGAAUUGGAUACAUCCAAUAUCGACUUCCCGAAUCCGAGCGAGGCCAGGAAGCAGGCUCGUCUGGCUGCAUACCUACGAUCUGGUCAAGCGGCUAAAGCAGAGGCCGGAGCUCAAAAUAAAAAAUCCAAGAGAUUGCGUGCAUCCAGCUUUGGUUCCAGCAUCAGCUCAUUCCCGGGAACCGAACAACAGGCAACCUCAUCGCCAAAGUCACUCCUACGGCCAAGCGAAGAGGAGAAAAAAGUCGAAAAGGAUAUCCCGUCGGACGUUGAGACCAGCUCCUCAUCCUCCCGCUGUUCAUGCACCUCGUGCAACGCAGAGUUGGUCGAAGAGGAUAGCGAGGACAUCACAGAAACGCAAAGAUACUCAAUUGAAGGGAAGAGAGCUGAAAAGGCUUCUAUCACGGGAAGAGGGGUAGACGGCAAGCCGGUCGCGAACUUAGUGGCCGAGGAGCGGGACCUUGAAGUAGAUUAG